AUUUUUCUUAGCAUUCCCGUUGGUCUGAUAUUAUCGGGUAACCGUGGCCUAACACUGAAAAGUUCAAGUUGCACUCACCUUGCGGCCAUGGAAACUCUCUGCCUGCAGGCUCACCCCGUGGCCCAAUUCCGACCUGACACCGACAAAAUCCGACGCAAACUCGUCGAAAAGGGCGUCCAUCCCACACCGAAGAUCGUUCACACUCUCCGCAAGAAGGAAAUCCAAAAGCACAAUCGAAAACUCAAGUCCCAACCCCCUCCCCCCCUCACCCCGGCCCAGACCCAAGCCUUGUCCGAAGAGCAACACUUCCGCACCCUCAAACGCGAAUUCACGAGAGUGAUGAAAGCCACCGCCAGCCACGACGGCGCUCGCGUCGGCGCUCGCGUCAUGGCGGGGAAGCCCUGGGAGGGGAUUCAGAAGGUUGACUUUCUGGAGAAAACGUGGGCCAGCAAGGACUUGGGAGUGCAGAAGCUCAAGAGGGAGAGUUUGACGGAGUUGAAGGAAAUGUUCGAAGCGCGGAAGAAGGAUGAACUCAAGUGGGUUUUCGACGCCGACCUCGAAAUCGACGAGGUUUGGUUCGACGAAGGGUAUGGGGUGAGGAGCAAGACUCCGAAACGCAGCGAGAGUGACGUUAUAAAAUUUCUCGUUCACAGGCUAAGUGAUAGGGAGAUUACCAUGAGGGAUUGGAAGUUUUCAAGGAUGAUGAAGUUGUCAGGAUUGCCAUUUACUGAAGUGCAGUUGUUGAGAAUUGUGGAGUUGCUAGGUGUCAAACGUUGUUGGAAGCAAGCUCUUUCUGUGGUUCAAUGGGUGUAUAAUUAUAAGGAUCACAGGAAGUUUCAGAGCAGGUUUGUUUAUACAAAACUUCUUGCAGUUCUUGGGAAGGCAGGAAGGCCGAAGGAGGCCCUUCAAAUUUUCAAUAUGAUGCGUGAAAACAUCCAUGUAUAUCCCGAUAUCGCUGCAUAUCACAGCAUUGCUGUUACACUUGGUCAAGCUGGUCUUCUGAAAGAAUUGCUGAAUAUUGUGGAAUGCAUGAGGCAGAAACCCAAAAAAUUUAUGCAUCGCAAGAACUGGGAUCCAGUUCUUGAACCUGAUGUAGUUAUAUAUAACGCUGUUCUUAAUGCUUGUGUUCCAUCAAAGCAGUGGAAAGGUGUAUCAUGGGUUUUUAAGCAACUGAGGAAAAGUGGUUUAAAACCUAACGGAGCAACUUAUGGACUUGCAAUGGAGGUAAUGAUGGAAUCUGGCAACUAUGACCUUGUCCAUGAGUUUUUUGGAAAGAUGAAGAGAAGUGGGGAAGUUCCAAAAGCUCUUACUUAUAAAGUGUUGGUGAGAACUUUAUGGAAGGAAGAUAAAAUUGAUGAAGCCGUUGAAGCCGUCAGGGACAUGGAAAGAAGAGGAAUUAUUGGAACAGCUAGUGUAUAUUAUGAGCUAGCUUGUUGUCUUUGCAACAAAGGGAGGUGGCAAGAUGCUAUCCUAGAGGUUGACAGGAUUAGAAGUCUUCCUCAUGCCAGGCCUUUGGAAUUUACUUUCACCGGCAUGAUCAAGUCUUCCAUGGAUGGUGGACAUAUUGAUGAUUGCAUAUGUAUAUUUGAAUACAUGAAAGAUCAUUGUGCUCCUAACAUUGGGGCCAUAAAUACAAUGCUAAAAGUUUAUGGCCAAAAUGAUAUGUUCACUAAAGCCAAAGUUUUAUUUGAGGAAGCUAAAGUAGCCAAACUAGAAUUUUAUUCCACCCCAGAGGGUGGUAAUAGCUCUGUCGUCCCAGAUAUGUACACAUAUAACUCAAUGUUGGAAGCUUCAGCUAGCGCACAGCAAUGGGAAUACUUUGAGCAUGUGUACAGAGAGAUGAUUGUUUCCGGCUAUCAAUUGGAUCAAAAUAAGCACUUGCCAUUACUUAUUAAAGCUUCAAGAGCUGGCAAGUUGCAUUUACUGGAGCAUGCAUUUGACCUAAUUCUAGAAGCUGGAGAAAUUCCUCACCAUCUUUUCUUUUUUGAAUUGGUGAUUCAAGCUAUAGCUCAGCAUAAUUAUGAGCGAGCUGCUAUCUUAAUCAACACCAUGGCUUAUGCGCCAUUCCAAGUGACUGAAAAGCAGUGGACAAACCUGUUUAAGGAAAGUGAAGACAGAAUCAGUCAUGAAGAUCUAGAGCAGUUGUUGGGUGCUGUUGGUAAUUGUGAUGUCGCAUCAGAACCUACAGUCUCUAAUUUAACAAGAUCAUUGCAUGUUCUUUGUGGAGGUACACCUAGAAGCAUCUCUAGUAUAAUCCCUUUUGGAAGUGAAAAUACUGUCAAUGGUCUGAAUGAAGGAAUUGAUGAUGAUGGGAACGUGACAAAUAUUUCCAGAAGAAUGAUGAUUGAAGGUGCUGAAUCUGAGAAUGACAUUCUUGUUGGUAGUCAUCACACUGAACCGGAAACAUAUGCCCCUAAUCAUGAUCAAGUCAGUGGAGGAGAUAAAAAUGAUUUCAUGGUUUUCAGGUCUAAAAACUCUGAUAUUGAAGAUGGAAUAAGUUCAUAUACUGAUAGGCAUGAAUGUACUGAUAAUCUGGCACUUGACAAGUCCUCAUAUGAAUUGGAUGAGGAGCUCUGGGAUGAUGGAAGCUCUGACGAUGAUGAUAGUGAGGAAAUAAUUGACAAGCCCUCGGCAUAUGAAAUAUUAGAAGAAUGGAAUGAAAAAAGAAAGGAGGAUGGGAGUUUGUUAGGCUCUGAACUUGGUUGUGGCUAGUGAUUACAAGUUGCUUUAAUGUUUACAUAUGCUAUCUGAACAGGGAUAGGAAGUUGUAACAAUUUUCAUCGUAGAUUAGCUUGUUCUGAUCAACCCUAGUGACAUUUGCUACGAUGUUAUAAUAGGAACAAGGGAAUCCGAUUAGAACUUGUAAAAUCAAAAAGUAUGUUUGCAAUCUUUCCCUUGUCACGAUUUUUUUGCAUGAGAUUGUACUAAUGUUCAAGUACAGUGGUUUAGUCUUAUUGAAUAUACUAAAUUUUCAGAUUUAGUUUUUGUUCUCA
Cajanus cajan (pigeon pea) is the source of this 2993-nucleotide messenger RNA. The record is from RefSeq and is a predicted model, not a curated record. NCBI's taxonomy places the organism in Eukaryota, Viridiplantae, Streptophyta, Magnoliopsida, Fabales, Fabaceae.